GUCUGAUGCCACAUAAAAGAGGUGCAGCCAAGCCAUUGUCCCUCGACAGUGACGUGAUAUCCGCAGCAAAAAUGAGCAGGGAGCAGCUGAAGGAGAAGCUGGACUCCCUCCAGUGUCACUUCACCUGGGAGUUGGACGUUGACUCUCUCUGUCCUCAGCACGUCCUGCAGAAGUUGGAUGUCGAGAUCAAGCACACGGCCCACCAGAACCAGGUGGCUCUCCUGGGGCUCCAGGCAUUCCUGCACCAGCUGGACAACCAGAGCACGGCAGCUCUGCAAAGCCUCCGAGCUGCUGAGGAGCGCAACAACGAGGAGGAGCAGCCGGCAUCCACUGCCGGCUCUUUGGUCAUCUACGGGAAUUAUGCUUGGAUUCAUUACCUUCAGGGCUCCUAUCAGGAGGCUGAAACCUGCCUGCAACGAGCUCAGCAGCUCUGCCCAACCCCUUGGGACGUGCGGCUGAUCCCGCACAUCCAGGCACACAAAGGCUGGUCCCUCCUGGUUAUCAGAGCCCGCAACGGGCAGCGGGCAAGAGAGUGCUUCGAGGUGGCCUUGAUGCUUGAACCAGAGAACAGAUCUUUCCGUACUGGGCUUGGAAUGGCUCUUUAUUCCUCCUGGAAUUUCUCCUGGCAACCUGAUAUGGCAAGCAAAGCCAUAGCCCCGUUGGAAGGAAUUAUCAACGAGCAGCCAAAUAACUACAGAGCCAAAAUAUAUUUGGCCAGGCUACUUGGACAAGGAGAUAAGGAAAAAUCAAUUGGCUUGGCUGAAGAAUGUGCAGAGGGAAGCUCUGACCCCGAGGUCCUCAGACUAUCGGUUUUUCUCAGGAUGCCACAGUCGACAGAGCGAGCGCUCGAGAUCGCCCAGCGAGCCGUGCAGCAGAACUCGGGUUACCACCUUCUCUACCAGGCCUUGGCCCAGUGCUACAAGCAACAGUGGCUUAAAGCAAACCAGGAGGACAAGAAUAAUGUACUGGAUGCAGCCAUCAGACACCUCCAGCAAAUUGUUGAGGCGCAUCCAGACCGUGACCUUACAAUUGUCAGGCUGCAGCUGGCAGAGCUCAUUGGUGCGAGGGAUCCAGCACGGGAAGAAGAGAUCUACAAGGAGCUGCAGGAGAAAAUCGACACCCUGAGCCUCAGGUACCGUCAAGCCUUGAAUCGCUUCUGGGGAAAGUUCUUCCUGUACCGGGGGAAGUCACUGGGAAAGGCAAAAGCCAAGUUCAUGGCUGCUUACAGCAUUCCUAUGCAGACAGACCAGAGGAAGGACUGUGGGCGCAGGCUGAGGAGGAUGGCUCAGGUCUACCAGCGCAACGGUGACCCCGACGCUGCCAACGACAUCCACUGCUUCCUCCAAGAGGCCGACCGGCACCUGUAUGGGGACCCUGCUGCGCUCAGUUUGGAUGAUGAGGAUGACCCCAUCCCAGAAAGAGCAGAGAAUGACUUUUCCCAAGGCUAGAAGGGCAAAAGGAACUGUCUGGCUCUGCACAGCAGUGCCAUCCCUCACAUGGUGAUUCUGCUGGCUCCUCAUGUCACCCCAUUGCUCACCCAUCAAAUCCAGGCCCACCCGUGGGUAACCAAGUGCCCACACCUCAGCCACGCUGCUGUGUCCUGCUUCUCCCCCAGGGAAUGAAAACAAGAGUGAAGAAUUUGGCUUACAGGGUCUGAGCACAAUCUUCAGCAGGUGUGGACCCGUGUCUCUCCCUUGGAACUGCCACUGAUCAGAACUGAACGCUGAUUAGGGCAAUGUGAGAAAUCAACUCGUUAAUUAGAAGAAUUCCACCAUUUGCAACAAACCAGGAGGUGGAUUCCUCCACAAGAUCGGUGAGGAGCCGUGAUGAGAGUGAAGUCCUUCAGGACAGGACACAGACAGCCCCUGCUCUGUCCAAAUGCAUUUAACACUGCUGAUUAAGGAGCCCACAGAGGUGAUUUUAUCUACACUAAUCCUCAGAAGCACACGCACGCCUGCCCCCUGCCUGGAUGUAAACCAGGAGCUUUCUUGUACUGGUUCCCACCAGGAAUGACAUUUGCAUCCCUGUUUCUGGAGCCAAACUGUGGCUUUUAAUA
Pseudopodoces humilis (Tibetan ground-tit) is the source of this 2056-nucleotide messenger RNA. Its product is annotated as antiviral innate immune response effector IFIT1-like. Gene Ontology annotation, biological process: defense response to virus. Lineage: Eukaryota; Metazoa; Chordata; Aves; Passeriformes; Paridae. Gene Ontology annotation, molecular function: protein binding. Gene Ontology annotation, cellular component: cytosol. The record is from RefSeq and is a predicted model, not a curated record.